AUGUGUCAUGCCAUGUCGUGCAGAGCACACAGCACAGUGCAGGAAAUGCCAGCGCAGGGAGAGGACGACGAGGUAGCAGGAGAUGAGUGGAGGAGGAGGAGGAGGAGGAGGAGGAGGAGGAGGAGGAGGAGGAGGAGGAGGAGGAGGAGGAGGAGGAGGAGGAGGAGGAGGAGGAGGAGGAGGAGGAGGAGGAGGAGGAGGAGGAGGAGGAGAGAAAGAGGCAACGAGACUUGGAAGCGGUAGGCGUUUGCGGAGGGAGAGAAGCGGCAGCACUGACUUGA
Messenger RNA from Closterium sp. NIES-67, 281 nucleotides. Lineage: Eukaryota; Viridiplantae; Streptophyta; Zygnematophyceae; Desmidiales; Closteriaceae. The record is from the annotation of a GenBank genome assembly.